AUGAUAAGUAAAUUGUCACAUCAUUAUUCAAGUUUAACAAUUACUGAAGAUCAAAUUUCGAAUAUCUCACUCUGAAGUCAUCCUUUCGUUUAUUUAUAAUAUAAUCUACAUAACUUUAUUUGGAACUUCAUCUAUUUGGUAAGCAUAUUAUAUUAUGAACAUAUUCCAAAAAUCUAAUUACUAUUUUCUUGCUUCUUUUCCCAUAAUAAUUUACUAAUUAGUACUAGAAGUAAUUGAAUAUGAUUAAAUUGUGCCAAAAACAUUUGGAUUUUAGAUUUCAUCUGCUUCUAUGAUCUUAAUAUAUUAGUUCUAUUGUUUUGUCAAAGAAAAUGAUAUUGCCUCAGUUGCAGAAUCAGUCAUAAUGAAAUAAUUGUUGAAAAAUAGCUAUAUAAAAGUAUUCAAUAGAAAUUUAGAAGAUUUAACACCAAAUGUAUUAUUGAGAAAUGUAAAACCAUCUUCUGGAUAAAUCAUUUUUACUACUAGAAAUAAGUCAGACAACUUUGAAUUAAUACCAAAUUCUUUAAAUAAAGAGCUAAAAAUUAAAAGUUUUAUAAAUAGCGACAUGCAUUUAGAAGAAUCUGAAGAUUCGGUUAUUGACAGUCCUAAUAAAUAUCAGAGUUAUAAAGAUUUGAAGGAAUUUAUAAAUAGUUUUGUUUAGAAUAAAUAAACUUAAAAUCAAGAUAAUUUAAUCAUUGCUUCUGAAAUCAAUAUGGAUUCUGGUAAAAAGUAAAAAUUUAAGGUAAUUAUCAAUACUGAAAUUGAUAAAUACUAUAUUAUAGCAUUUAUUAAAAUAGAUUCUGCAAUUGUUAAGAAAUAACAUAAUUCAAUAGCAAAAUUCAAAACAAGAUUAGCUAAUAAUUUUACUCAUAAAUUAAAAACAUCACUUAAUGCAACAUUAGCAUAUUUAUCAAAUGCUAUAAAUGAUAGAAAUAUAGAAAAAACGGUAUUACAAUCUUACAUACAUCCAUCAUAUAUACAUUCAAAAAUAUAAUUAUAUUAAGUUUAGGAUUUACUUGAUUAUCUUAAUACAGAAUAAGAUCAAAUAGGAUUGUAAAUAACUAAAUUUAAUCUUUAAUAAUCUUUAAGUUAAAUAUAUGAAUUUAUUGAAUAUUAAUGUAAAGUUAAAAAUAUUACAGUUAAAUUUAUGAUAAAUGGAUCUGAUUGGAAAUCACAUGAAAGGUAAAAUAUUAAUAUUAUAAUAUAAGCUAAUUUUAUAUUUAUUCUGAUUGCCAAAAAUUUGAAAGGGUUUUAUUUAAUUUAAUCAAUAAUUCUUAUAGAUAUGCACCUUUAAAUGGAGAAUUAACUAUAGAUUUAGUGUAUGAUUGUGCAAAAAAUAAAUUAUGGGUUAAAAUAAAUGAUAAUGGAGAUGGAAUACCAGAAGAUUAAUUAAAUAUUAUUAAUACUCAAGCAUAAUUACAAAAUAAAUAUAACAUUACUAAUAAAUAUGUAUCUUCUAAAAAUAAAUCUAAAUUUGGAUUGACUUUACAAAUUACAAAUAGAUUGAUAUAUAUGUUGAGUGAUUAAAAUUGUUCAUUGUAAGUCAAAAAUUAAAAAUAAUUAGGAGGUUGUAGUUUUGAAUUCUUUAUUAUUAUUAAUUCUACAUCUAAAGAAGGAUCAUUGGAAUAGAUUAAAUACUCAAAUUAUAUUAAAUAAUCCAGAUAAUCAUCAAUUAAAUUACAAAAUCAUAUAAAUCGAUCAUCUAAUUCUUCUUCUUAAAGAUCAAUAUUUUCUAAAAAUUAAUAAGAUGAAUGUAUAGAACCUAUAGAAGAAGAACCAAAACCUGUAAAACCUAGAUUAUCUAAGACAUAUUAAUAUCAUGAAAGUAAAUAAUAAAUCAAUCCAGUAAAAAGGCCUACUUUAUCUGGAAUAAGAGAUUUAUAAUUAUCAAAUAUAAUAGAUUAAGUAAAUUAAACUGGAAUGACAUUUAAUUAAGAUAAUCGUUAUAUUUUAAUAGUAGAUGAUGAACCAUUUAAUCAUAAUACUUUAACACUGAUGCUUGAAAAAUUAGGUCAUAAAUAAUUCCUAUAUUCUUUCAAUGGAUAGGAAUGUAUUGAUAAGGUUUAGUAAAAUUCUUUAUGUAUUAAAACAAUAUUUAUGGAUUUAGAUAUGCCAAUUAUGGGAGGAUUGCAAGUAAAUUAUUUAAUUUAAUUAAUAGGCUACUUAAAUAUUAAUUAGAAUGAUGACUGAAGGAAAAAUAGACUAUAUUCCAAUUAUUGGUUGUACUGCUCAUGAUGAUUUCGAAACAUAAAUUAAAUGUUUGAAGGUUGGUAUGUCACAUGUAGUUACUAAACCUGUAUUUAUAAAGAGUUUACAAGAAGCUUAUAGAUAGAUUAGAGAAGAACAUUAAUAAUAAGAUCAUCGUAGUGUUCAAAUGUCAAAUUCAUUAGAUAAAUAUUGA
Messenger RNA from Paramecium pentaurelia, 2398 nucleotides. The record is from the annotation of a GenBank genome assembly. NCBI's taxonomy places the organism in Eukaryota, Ciliophora, Oligohymenophorea, Peniculida, Parameciidae.